AUGUACUGGCCCUACCAACUCCCUACUAGCCUACAGUGUACACUCCACAUAUUAUUAAUAUUGUUAAAUAUGGCUACAGAAGUCCAGUAUAAAGCUGAAUUAGUCAAUGGUAAACCUGUGUUAUACCGUAGAACUAACUUUGAAGGUCCCUGGGACGACAUUACACACACUCUAUAUAACGUAGAUCACCUAGAGUUAUAUGAUUUAGAUAUCAAGUUAACUAGUGUAUCACAGUGUGCAACAAAGUUAUCUGGUCUUAUUUUCAGGAUAUUCCUGAAUCUCCUGUGCUACCACAUCAAGUACGGUGACAGGUUAUUGUGGUCCUACUGUGCAGAUCCUUUUCAUGGAUUACCAAUUCAAAUCCUAUUCAAUCUCAAGAGAAAUACUAUGACUUUAGUGUUUAGUGGUAAUAGAUUAAAAAGUUUGAGUAUGGAGGGAUAUGAGCAUACUGACUGGGUGAAGCCUGGGAAACCACUUACCAGAUUCAAGACUGAACGAGUAAUAUCUCAUAAGGGGAAAUUAGUACAGUUGUUUGGCGAGAAUAACCCGUGUUUGGGAGUGAAAGUUCAGUUUAGAACUUUCUGGUUACAUAAAGAAGGAGAGCCACUUCCAAUCUCAGCCUUCAUCGACAAUGAAACCUACACUCUCCUCCCUCUCGGGGUACUAUUUCCACAGUUAUUUAGCCCUGGAACUUAG
Molecule: messenger RNA, 696 nt
Organism: Theileria parva strain Muguga
Lineage: Eukaryota; Apicomplexa; Aconoidasida; Piroplasmida; Theileriidae
Exons: 2
Coding region: 1-696 (231 amino acids)
Source: RefSeq, a predicted model, not a curated record